Messenger RNA from Lycium ferocissimum, 1450 nucleotides. Its product is annotated as 3-oxoacyl-[acyl-carrier-protein] reductase 4-like. The coding region runs from base 123 to 1088 and encodes 321 amino acids. Gene Ontology annotation, molecular function: NAD binding; 3-oxoacyl-[acyl-carrier-protein] reductase (NADPH) activity. Gene Ontology annotation, biological process: fatty acid biosynthetic process. Lineage: Eukaryota; Viridiplantae; Streptophyta; Magnoliopsida; Solanales; Solanaceae. The transcript is spliced from 11 exons. The record is from RefSeq and is a predicted model, not a curated record.
CGCUCCUUGUUUUCAUCGGAACAUUUCCAAUAGAGAAAGACGCUCACUCUUAAACUCUCCCACUGUACCCACUGAUCCAUUUUCCGCCCUUACACAGCCUGGCCACUUUACUCCGUUGUUCAAUGGCCACUCUCGCCUUCAAUUCCGUCGCCGCCACCUCCAAAUUCAACUCCGCCGCGGCAAACUCCUCCGUCCGUCGCCAGCUGUCACAUCUCCGCCUCCCGACAGCUCCUGUCCAGUCAUCACCUUCCUUGCAGUGCCGCUGGUCUUCUUCCUCUUCCGCCUCUGCAGGUGUUAAAACUCAGGUGGCAACCACUGAACAAGCUGGAGUUGAGGCUGCUGCAAAGGUUGAAGCUCCCGUUGUUAUUGUCACCGGAGCUUCUAGAGGAAUCGGGAAGGCAAUUGCUUUGGCUUUGGGAAAGGCUGGUUGUAAGGUCUUAGUGAACUAUGCGAGAUCUUCAAAGGAGGCAGAAGAAGUUUCCAAAGAGAUUGAAGCAUGUGGUGGUGAAGCCUUGGCUUUUGGAGGCGACGUAUCAAAAGAAGAAGAUGUAGAAUCCAUGAUGAAAACUGUGGUUGAUCGAUGGGGAACAGUUGAUAUCUUGAUCAAUAAUGCAGGUAUCACGCGUGAUACCUUGUUGAUGAGAAUGAAGAAGUCCCAGUGGCAGGAGGUUAUUGAGUUGAAUCUUACAGGAGUUUUUCUCUGUACACAGGCUGCAGCUAAAAUCAUGAUGAAAAAGAAAAAGGGUAGAAUCAUCAACAUAUCGUCUGUUGUUGGUUUAGUUGGCAAUCCAGGGCAAGCCAACUAUAGUGCUGCUAAAGCAGGAGUCAUUGGCUUAACCAAGAGUGUUGCAAAAGAAUAUGCCAGCAGGAAUAUUACUGUUAAUGCUGUUGCCCCUGGGUUCAUUGCAUCUGAUAUGACUGCCAAACUAAGUGAAGACAUUGAAAAGAAAAUUUUGCAAGGUGUACCCUUAGGUCGCUAUGGUCAACCUGAAGAAGUUGCUGGACUAGUGGAAUUCCUAGCACUCAAUCCGGCAGCCAGCUAUAUUACUGGACAGGUCUUGACCAUCGAUGGUGGGAUGGUUAUGUAGAAGUCUACAAAUCACUCUCAUUUUGUUUGCUCUCAGACAAGGAUCGAAAGGGUGAUCAUUUAUGUUAUACCAUCAUUGUAGCCUCGUUAGUUGCCUGCGCAGAAGGAACUUGUUAAUUUGGUAGUAGGAGAUGAGCUGACUUACUAUUUUUUCGCAUUUUCCCCUCUUCUUUUUUCCGUUUUCCUAGCUGAGUAGGCAUUUUUGAAAAAUUUGAGACAGGGUUUGAUCAUUUUGUUUUAGUUGCUAUGUUAAAGUUUGUAAAAACGAUAACUUUGCUACUGUCAAUGCUGCUCUUACCCCCGAGACGGAGAUUGAUAAAUCAAUGAAAUUAUUACUAAUGAGAGUUUUCGACCUCUAAUAAA